UGGUCUUUAACCUUUGUACUUCUUCGAUGCUGAAAGUUUAAAUGCUUACACUUCAACUCUACUAGAGCUCUAGUAUAGACAUUCUUAGAUACUUUGUAGAUCUAUAUAUCCGUUAGAUCAUCUAUAUCUAGAUUUUGUAGCUGUACAUUAUUUUUAGUUCUAGUCCUAGAUCUCCCGAGGAGUCUAUACACUAUCAAACAGGUCUAGUCUAAGUCUAGAUGGCGUCAUUUGCAAGACAGAUUGCACGUGUACGACCAUUAAUUAAAUUUAAUGGAGACCAUGCAGUCAGAGCAGCUAGUACAACAACAGAGUCAGGUGGUUUCUCACUUCAGCUUUCUCCUGAGCAACUGGAAUUUAAAACAACAGCUCGAAAAUUUGCUAGAGAGGAAAUUCUACCAAAGGCAGCAGAAUAUGACAGAACAGGAGAAUAUCCUUGGGAUCUGAUAAAGAAAGCCUGGUCUCUUGGCUUGAUGAACACACACAUUCCAACACAUUGUGGUGGUUUAAACUUGGGCCUGUUAGAAUGUGUCACCAUCACUGAAGAGUUAGCAUAUGGGUGUACUGGUGUACAGACAGCCAUUGAAGCUAAUUCACUUGGACAAAUGCCUGUUAUCCUAGCUGGCAAUGAGGCUCAGCAGAAAAAGUAUCUGGGUCGACUGAUUGAAGAACCCCUGAUGAGUGCCUACUGUGUUACUGAGCCCACUGCUGGGUCAGAUGUGGCUGGUAUCAGGACAAGGGCAGAGAAAAAAGGUGACCAAUAUGUUAUCAAUGGUCAGAAAAUGUGGAUAACCAAUGGAUCAGUGGCUAAUUGGUACUUUUUGCUAGCCAUGACUAGUUCAGACCCAGGAACACCUGCUGGGAAAGCCUUCACAGGUUUCAUUGUUGAUGCCAAUACACCUGGUAUCACAGUAGGUAGAAAGGAGAAAAAUAUGGGUCAGAGAUGUUCUGAUACUAGAGGCAUCACUUUUGAAGACGUUGUUGUCCCUAAAGAGAAUGUCUUGCUAGGUGAAGGAGCUGGAUUUAAAAUAGCCAUGGGUGCCUUUGAUAAAACAAGACCUCCAGUAGCAGCUGGAGCUGUAGGUCUGGCUCAACGAGCAUUGGAUGAGGCUAAAAAUUAUUCCAUGCAGAGAAAGACUAUGGGAAAAUUAAUUUGUGAGCACCAAGCUGUGGCCUUCAUGUUGGCUGAUAUGGCUAUAGGUGUUGAAGCUGCCAGGUUAUUAGUCCAGAGGUCAGCCUGGGAGACUGACCAAGGUCGUCGCAACACCUAUUUCGCUUCCAUUGCCAAGGCCUAUGCAGCUGACGUGGCUAAUAAGUGUGCGGCUGAUGCAGUACAGAUAUUUGGAGGCAAUGGUUUCAACACUGACUACCCAGUAGAGAAGUUGAUGAGAGAUGCAAAGAUUUACAUGAUUUACGAAGGAACUUCUCAGAUACAGAGGUUGAUUAUUUCCAGAGAAUUAUUGACUCAAACUAAGGAGGAAAAGAAGUGAAAUGUGUAAGCCUUAAAUUGUAUACUCUGAUCAAAUGAUAUCACAUUGUUAUUAAGGGGUACUUGCUAGGAACAGACCACUUAAACUUCCAAACUGACUUAAGAAUUAAAUCAUUUUUAUUUUAAUUUGACGAUGCCCUUGAUUUUUAGGCAUUUUUUUUUUUACGUAGACCAUCUUGAAAGGUUAAAAUGACUCAGGUAAUUAGCAUUUUUUCAUCCCUUUAUGAAUUAGUUAAUUUACAUUUUUGAAUAUGAAGGAAGAGUGUCACAAUGACUAUUAGAGGACAUCAUUUUUUAAAAUCAUUUAGAGAAUUGAGCUAUCAUGAUUAGGUGCAUUUAUGUUGUUGUUAAUAGGAAAAUGGUGCUUAUAACUGUAGUGUCAAAUAUUUCAUGAAAAUGUAUUUUAGUUUUUACCAAACAAUUCCUUUGUAAAUGAUAAAGACAUACUAUCUUUGCUGCUUAGAAAGUUGGAUCUAUCUUUGCUGCUUAGAAAGUUGGAUCUAUCUUUGCUGCUUAGAAAGUUGGAUCAAGUUCCUUUAUUAGUACAAAAACUUAGUUUAAAGUAUAAAACUACAUUAGCCAAGAUGCUUGCAUUGUUCCAAAAUAAAGUAGUAAAUGAUAUAAUGUCUCUCCUCCUCCUUUGUAUGUGUGCACAUAAGACAUGAAUUCUACACGUUUAAAAUAUCAAAUAAUAAUUUGAUUUGAAUAAAAUCUUAUGACUAAACCAAUAAAGUAGGUCAUGUUUUUGUCUAAACUAAAAAGUGUGAAGCAUUUAGCAAGAGUACCGGUACUAUAAAGAUUUUGCUAGUCUAAAUAUUUAAAUUAUAUACAAAGCAUAUUUAAUUUAUAAUGUUAAGUUUACUUUCAAGUUUCCUUUAGGACAGAAUUGACAAAACAUCAGGACUGUUAGAAUUUUAAGCUACCACCUUAUGCCUGUGUUAAGAUUUUGCUAGUCUAAAUAUUUAAAUUAUAUACAAAACAUAUUUAAUUUAUAAUGGUAUAAUGUUAAGUUUACUUUCAAGUUUCCUUUAGGACAGAAUUGACAAAACAUCAGGACUGUUAGAAUUUUAAACUACCACCUUAUGCCUGUGUUAGGAUGUUUGUAUCCUAAGCAACCUUGUAUUUUGUUGUUUUUUUGUGCCAUUAUCAACUAAGCUUUUACAGCCUGAGUAGGCUUAUGCAUUAAUGCAGGGGUGACCAACCUUUUGGUUCCAUGUGCCAUAGGUCGGCCACCCUUGUAUUAAUGUCUAAGUAAUUGUUAAUAAUGAAACUCUUCCUACUGCCUUAUUUGGUGACAAAAUACUUCAUUUUUUUAAAUGAAAUCUUGUAAUGACUAAAAUUUAAGAAACUGUUAACCUAUUGAUGAAUUCUCAUGUGAUUUGAUGUUGUUGCUAUUUUACACAUACUUAUGUGAUAUUUAUGACAAUAAAACCAGCUUUUUUUUUCAAGGUAAGACAGAUUUCCAAUAUCAUUGGUUUGAAUUGGUUUUUUAUUGUAAUAAAAUAUUGGAAAGAUU
Molecule: messenger RNA, 3002 nt
Organism: Biomphalaria glabrata
Lineage: Eukaryota; Metazoa; Mollusca; Gastropoda; Planorbidae
Product: medium-chain specific acyl-CoA dehydrogenase, mitochondrial-like
Exons: 13
Coding region: 219-1487 (422 amino acids)
Biological process (GO): medium-chain fatty acid catabolic process; fatty acid beta-oxidation
Cellular component (GO): mitochondrion
Molecular function (GO): flavin adenine dinucleotide binding; medium-chain fatty acyl-CoA dehydrogenase activity
Source: RefSeq, a predicted model, not a curated record